AUGGCAGCUCAGCCAGCGCUCUGCAUCGCGCCCUCAGCUGCUCCCUUGGCACCCGCGCUGGUCGCCAAGCCCACUGUUUCGCCGUCACCCGGUCCCGGCACACCCGGUUCCGUUACCUCGAAGGAAUGGGUGAUUCCUCCCCGUCCCAAGCCAGGUCGCAAGCCGGCCACAGAUACGCCCCCAACAAAACGCAAGGCCCAAAAUCGCGCUGCCCAAAGAGCUUUUCGGGAACGUCGAGCCGCCCGGGUCAAUGAACUCGAAGAUCAGAUCAAGUGCAUCGAAGACGAGCAUGAAAUUCACGUCGCUACGUUCAAGGAACAAAUCUCGAAUCUCACCCGCGAGGUUGAACAAUGUCGAACUGAGAUGGGAUGGUGGCGCGAUCGGUGUCAUGCCUUAGAGAAAGAGGUUUCGGUUGAGAGGGCCGCACGAGAGACGCUGGUGAAGGAGUUCCGUUCGUCUUUGCCGGAUAAGAACACUUCCAGCACUGAUGCGGUGCCCCUGCCGCCCCGCGCCCCAAAGAGAGCUCGCCUGGAGGUUGAAAAAAGCUCGCCAAUACACAACCAGCCCGAUCUAGAUGAUGAAGUUCCAUUGGGCUGUAACCGGUGUUCAACCCAGCAUUGCCAAUGCAUUGAAGAUGCCUUCGGAAUGCCCAUCGACUUUAAUCGCGUUCCGGAGCCAAAGAUCAAGCCGGAGCCGGAGGAGAUGGAAAUUGACUUCACCACCCGGUUCGCCGCGCCUCAUCAUGAAGACACUGUCAGCCCAGUCGCUUCCCCUCCGGUCGAUCCCUGCGGAUUCUGCCAGGAUGGAACACCCUGCAUCUGUGCCGAGAUGGCUGCACAGGAAGAAGAACGCCGACGGAACAGCACUUUCGAGAACAACCGUCUAGCACCAAUUCAGAACAUCUCCCAAUUCACACCACCUCCUUCUGACAGUGAUGUGCGCUCAGAGGUCACCCUGCCGCCCAUCAGUCAGGCAACUGCAGCUAAUCCUUGUGCCAAUGGACCGGGAACGUGCUCAGCAUGCGUCUCAGAUCCCCGACGGACCCUAUUUUGCAAGACCCUAGCGGCAUCCCGCUCCGCCAGUGGCACCCCAUCUGGAUGCUGCGGCGGCAAAGGCCCAGACGGCGGAUGCUGCCAGAGUCAACCCCGUGCCUCGGCAACCCGUCCUAGCGCCGACCGCGCAACCACACCACUCACACUCUCCUGCGCUGAUGCAUUCACAACACUCUCUCGACACCCGAAUUUCUCCCGUGCUAGCGAUGAACUCGCCUCCUGGCUGCCCAAACUCCAUACCCUCCCCAACCCCAGAGACGUAAGCCAGGCCACUCCCGCCUCCCGAGCCGCAAUGGAAGUCGAGGCUGCUAGUGUGAUGGGCGUGCUGCGUUAUUUCGACCGACGAUUUGCCGACAAAUAG
This is a messenger RNA of Aspergillus mulundensis, 1413 nucleotides long. RefSeq names its product bZIP transcription factor HapX (gene hapX). The record is from RefSeq and is a predicted model, not a curated record. Gene Ontology annotation, cellular component: RNA polymerase II transcription regulator complex; nucleus. The coding region runs from base 1 to 1413 and encodes 470 amino acids. The transcript has a single exon. NCBI's taxonomy places the organism in Eukaryota, Fungi, Ascomycota, Eurotiomycetes, Eurotiales, Aspergillaceae. Gene Ontology annotation, molecular function: DNA-binding transcription activator activity, RNA polymerase II-specific; transcription cis-regulatory region binding.